AUGCAAACGCAUAGCAGAGAAGGACUGCAGCAAGAAGAGCAGCAGCAGCAGCAGCAGCAACAGCAGCAGCAGCAGCAGCAGCAGGAUGGGCAGCAGCAGCAGCUGCUGCUGCCAAGCGACGGAGCAGAGGAUUCGAAUCGUGCUGUAGAGGGGACAGCAGCAGCAGCAGCAGCAGCAGCAGAAGAUGCUGCUGCAGCAGCACCAGCAGCAGGAGGAGAUAGAGAAACAGCUGCAGCAGCAGCAGAAGACACAGCGGCAGCAGCAGCAGCAGCAGCAGAUGAAGCAACAGCAGCAGCAGCAGAUGCCUCUACAGCUGCUGCGAAGAGCCGCUUAUCUCGCCGGGGUCGGCGCAGCUCCCAGCAGGAAACAGCAGCAGCAGCAGCAGCAGCAGAAGCAGCAGCAGCAACGGCAGCAGAUGCAGCAGCAACAGAAGCAGCAGAUGCAGCAGCAACAGAAGCAGCAGCAAAAGAGGAGUCGCCUGAGGGAGAGGCUGUCCUCCCUGAUGCUGGCGAAGACAGCAGCAGCAGCAGCAGCAGCAGCAGCAGCAGCAGCGAGAGUGAAGAUCUUUCAUCUGCUGUGGAGGAGACACAGCAAUAG
Molecule: messenger RNA, 597 nt
Organism: Eimeria mitis
Lineage: Eukaryota; Apicomplexa; Conoidasida; Eucoccidiorida; Eimeriidae
Exons: 1
Coding region: 1-597 (198 amino acids)
Source: RefSeq, a predicted model, not a curated record